CUUGUACAAUCGCACACAAACUCUUUACUUGCACUUUAAUCCUCUUAGUAAUUGUCGUGUAAUCGCGAUAGGCUGCAAAAGGUGUAUCGUCCCUGCUGAUGCCCUACCUGCUAUUACAGCUACCUUAUCUUAAAUACAUGUCUGGCUACCUUACGGCUCUGACCCUGUCUCCCACUCCUAGUGCGCGGAGACGAGGGCAUUUAUAUGCGCAAAUUAGAGUCAUUCGAGAGAGCCAGUUUAAUUGAGAGUUCCUUAGUACUACCGGCGAACACUUGCAUAGCAGGUGGCACGUACGAGUUAUAAACAAGUUGGCAGCUGUCAUUGCACUUUUAGCCUUACACCGUACUGCUAAGGCCCAUAUUCGAGUGAACGCAACACUCGACUUUCGUAUUUUAGAUACUUUGGGUCGUGAGUACAUCAAGCAACGCCGAAGGCCACGACGUUCUGGAUACAUUUGUUUUCAGAUUGUUCAUUUUUAUUGACCUUUUUUGUCGCCUUACACUGACAAAGGAGUGAAUGAGCUGAAAAUUGCUGGGCGGAAUAGAGUACCUAAAUCGCGGAGAUAAAUAAAAAUAUCUGAACUUUAGCAAGACGUAUUGCCCUUGUGAGACUUUUGUAAGCAAAUGAUAAGAUAUUAUUUUAAUAAAAUCGCAGGUAACUGGGUUGAAGACCGAAUUGAAUGUCCGAGAGGUGGUACUCUAUAUUUUCCUCCGAAAGAAGAUAUAGACUAUGAAAAAUUGAAACCAGAAUCCAGACAACCAGAUUUUCGCCUGAAUAAACUAAAUAGCUUACAGGGAAAUGUAUUUUCGACUAUUAGGCAUGACAGCCACGACGACUGCGGCAACUUCGUGUCUACGAACGAUCUAGUGUACAACCAUCUACCUAAGCCGCUUUGCGGACCAAUACAACGCUAUUACAAGAGGAGCGCUCACCAAUUUUAUCCACAACCCGAUCUUAUGAAAUGUUUUGGUAAUUUAACCGAGUGGGGACUGAGGAAACAUAAACAUUACGAGUGGGCUUGUACAGAUGUUUCAGACUAUACGUCUACUCUGUACGAAGACACGUUCGUGCCUCCACAACCUCAACAAUAUCUCCAACGAUGCGAGCGAAGGGCUCGAAAUACGAGCUUCACAAAAAGUUUCCGAUUUAAAAUGACAAAAUCGAAAUAAUGAUAAACAUCAAGAAUCAUCUUUUCUUCACUUUUUGCAAAAUUACUAGUCUUUACAAUAUCACAUUUUGUUCGAGAGAAGGACAGUGACGUCCAUAUAAAAUUGUAACAAUACAAUAAUUCUUAAUGCUUUCAUAUAGCCAUCACCUGGCACCAACACGAGAUCAGCAAAAUAUUCUUAACUCUACUUUUAGUCUCAAACAUUAUGACUACUAACCACUUACAACUAUGUGAUAUAACUUAACAAGAUUUGUUUCCUAAUAUAGAAUUGGCAGUUCAUUGGAACAUAAAGAAAAAUGUAUAUCAAAGAAUAAAAGGCAAACAUUUAUAAGAGUUAAAGAAAUUCAUAGCAAUAUCAUACAACCAAAUUGUUGUUAACAUUACUGAGGAAAUGAAUUCACUUGAGGCAAUUUGAUCAGUCCAGACCCACCUGGGGUUUUAAAAGUAUUAUUUGGUACAUAAAUUUGUUGCUGUGGAAAUAUUUUUGUUGAGACCAUGUUCAUGUUAUGUUGAGCAAGACGAGGCUGAGGUAUAUGAACAUGACUAUUAUACUGCAUCUGGGGAAAUACCGGUGAACUAACGCGAGAGAAAUUCAACGGAGUUUGAUAAUUGCUGAAACUGGUUGGGUUGUUGCAACGUAAGUUGUCAACCGCCAUGGGCUCCCCACAGACAGACUCCUCGCGAGAAGGAGGUUGCGAAAAUAUAUUUCGCUGAUUCAAACUAGAAGCCUGAGACUCAAACCCUGAACUUUGACUUGAGGAACGACUACCGUCAAUGUUGAACAUUGGACGCUCUCCCUCAGAACCCCAGUAGCCACCUGCAACCCAAGAUGUACUGUGACCUAAUUUACUAGGUGAUAUCAAUGGUCUAGUACGAUUCAGUGGUGUUGGAGCUACAAAACAAGGAGUGGCGUUAAAUUUUCUUAAAGAGAACAUCGGAUUACCAUGCUUGUUUUUCUUUGGACUACCUAUACAUAAAGUACUAAUACUCUCAUCCAAAUCUGAAUCAGAAUCGUCUUUAGUAAGUUUUUGAUACUUAUUAAAAGACGGCUUUAUAAAUACAUUAUCUGAUAUGGAACUUGGACUGUUGCAAGUUACAGAGUUUACACAGAAUGUCGAAUUAAGUUUCGGUUUACUCCACAAACUAUCACUACGUGGUGUGAACGAUCUACCAUUCUGAAGAUUUUGUGGGCUAAUUGUCUCAUGUGACGAGUCAGUAAAAUUAUGUAAUCCGAAUUUACUAAGAGAUACGUCAUCAUCAGUAUCCAAAGAUAAAUUGUCUUCUUCGUCAAUUAAUGAUGUUAAUGUUCCAUUAUUAAAAUUUUUCAUUCUCAUUGAAGUCAUUACCUUUUUAGGAACUCUGUUACUGUUUUUCAUUUUCAUAUACACAAAUAACACAGAUAAAGU
This is a messenger RNA of Chilo suppressalis (striped riceborer), 2574 nucleotides long. Lineage: Eukaryota; Metazoa; Arthropoda; Insecta; Lepidoptera; Crambidae. The record is from the annotation of a GenBank genome assembly.